Messenger RNA from Drosophila persimilis, 1565 nucleotides. It is a transcript of the gene Gr94a, whose product is annotated as putative gustatory receptor 94a. The coding region runs from base 320 to 1534 and encodes 404 amino acids. Gene Ontology annotation, cellular component: axon; membrane; dendrite. Gene Ontology annotation, biological process: sensory perception of taste. The transcript has a single exon. Lineage: Eukaryota; Metazoa; Arthropoda; Insecta; Diptera; Drosophilidae. Gene Ontology annotation, molecular function: sweet taste receptor activity. The record is from RefSeq and is a predicted model, not a curated record.
UGCAGUAUUUUCUUUUCUGAAUCGUUUCUGACUGUGACGUCAUGCCGGUCUUAUGAAAUUGCUGCAAGCACAAUCGCGUCUGCUACUGAGUCACACGGGGAAUGUCGCCACUCUUUCGCUCCUGAACGGAGCCAGUUCAGUUGAUUUCCAUCCACCGAACAUUAAGCAAGUGCCUUGCGAUGCCUCCAGAUAGUGUCGGACAGAGGAGUCCUGAAGAUGGCAUCAGUACGAUAGUGGAAAAAACAAUUAAGCAGCCAUUAGGCCGUUGUUCAGUGUAUAGCAGACACCAGACUAGUCUGUCUUUAGAGGUUUGAACAGAAUGACAUCUUCGAUUGAUGUUACGCAUAGGCGUAUGGUGAAAGUACUAACAAUUACACUGAUUCUGCUCAUGACCGUCUUUGGACUGCUGGCCAAUCGAUACGAUAGCCGUAGACGGCAAAGUUUCAAGCUCUCAAAAGUAUAUCUGGCGUAUGCCAUACUGUGGACCAUCGCCUUUGCUGGCAUCUAUGGGCAUCAGAUAUACCAGGACUACAUUCAAGGACAGAUCAACCUGCGGGAUGCUGUGAGCCUUUAUAGUUACAUGAACAUUACAGUGGCAAUUAUCAACUAUGUCACACAAAUGAUCAUGAACGACACUGUGGCGAAGACAAUGAGCCAAGUGCCAUUAUUUCAGACCCUCAAAAUGUUCCAUUUGGACAAUGCAUCGCUCCUUCGAUCGAUUGCCAUGGCUCUGGUCAAGUCGGUCGGUUUUCCUCUGAUACUGGAGACAACCUUCAUACUGCAGCAGCGGCGCCUGGAGCCGGAAUUGAGUUUGAUUUGGACCGUGUACCGUCUGCUCCCGCUGAUCAUUUCAAACCUGCUCAACAACUGCUACUUUGGAGCCAUGAUUGUGGUGAAGGAGAUCCUGAAAGCGAUCAAUGUGAGACUGGAGUCGCAUCGCCAGCAGGUGAAUAUCAUGCAGAGGGAGGAUCAGCUGAAGCUGAACACUUCGUUCUAUCGCAUGCAGAGGUUCUGCUCAUUGGCGGAUGAGCUGGACCGACUGGCGGACCGUUAUAUAGUGAUUUAUGUGCAUAGCGACAAGUACUUGUCCCUCAUGUCUCUUUCGAUUAUCCUGUCGUUGAUCUGCAAUCUGCUGGGCAUGACAGUGGGAUUUUACAGUCUGUACUAUGCCCUAGCGGACACAUUUCUUGGCAGCAAGCCGUACGACGGCUUGGGAGCGCUCAUAAAUCUAGUCUUUCUGUUCAUAUCGCUCACCGAGAUCACAAUGCUGGCACACUUGUGCAACAAUCUACUCGUGGCCACCAGGAGAACAGCCAUAAUACUGCAGGAGAUGAACCUGCAGCAUGCCGACUGCCGGUAUCGCCAGGCUGUCCAUAGUUUCACCCUCCUAGUGACCCUCACCAAGUUCAAGAUAAGGCCAAUGGGUCUGUACGAGCUGGACAUGCAGCUGAUCAUUAAUGUGUUUUCCGCCGUCUCUAGCUUUUUGCUGAUACUCAUCCAGGCCGAUUUGUCGCAUCGCUUCAAAAUGUACUAGCAGCACUCACCUGGCUAAACUGCAUCAGAUU